AAGACUAUUUUCCUUUAUUUCGUUGCAAUUUGGGCAGAGUUAUGAUUUACGCGAAAUUUCUCGUGAUCUUUAGGGUACAGUCCACUUCGACGUCUCCCGAUGACUCACUAAGUCUUCUGCUUCUGCCAACGUCACGAUCAAACGUACGGCACUGAUGAGCGAGAAGUACAUUAAUGACUCCACUGCAGUUGCGGCGCUAUCGGGCGUCGUCACAAGAAAUAUUCUAACACAACUCCAAUUCUACGAUUGCCAACAAACAUUGGCUCUGCAAAAAGAAAUCUUCAUGAAAUGGCUUUUUAUAAACGUAGUUAGGGAUGAAACACAUCUUCGGCUCGCUACAUAUUAAUUUCUAGAAACUAUUUAAGGAACAUCUAUACAAAUAUUCGUCGUUUUCUCAUACUGUUCGAUACUACAACAAUCUACUUGUUUUGUAUAAAUUGCAUCCGAUUAUAGGUACAAUUGAAAUACCAUAACCAAUCAGGAGUACUUUAGCCAAUUGCUGCAAAGCAAAUACCAGUCCCGAAUCCAAUUUAGCCACAGUUGAUUUAUUCAACUGCAGUUCCAAAACCGUUGUCAUCUCUUACUUAGAGCGAUCCUUUGCUAGACUAUAUUAAUUAGUCCACUACUUCAUGAAUUGCUUCCUCAGCGCUACACAAUCUAGUAACGCUGCUUGCGUUCUAUCCCUUCAUCUAGUCCUAUUUUACUCUGACUUGUAUCCCCAAUAUAACACCAAGCAGUAAAGCGGGGCCUAUCUGUAAAUAUAUAUAUAUGUAUAUAUUUUUUUAUGGUUGAAUAUCUACAUAAGCUUACGGUCUUACGGAGUGUCGGCAGCGCUCACCCUGCCAUUCAUGUUGACGUCACAUUUGGCGGCUGAGAGGGACGAUCUGUGGGCGGAGGGGUAAAAGCGGUCCAUCGUUCUUUCCGCUUGCUGGAAAAGCUGUCUGCGGACAAAGCCAUCAGCUGAGUUGCCAACAGUUCGGAAUGCGGCAAACAACGGGCAGCCGCAGUGUAGUUCAAGCUGGCUAUAUCUCACAAGUUCCGUUCAGUUCCGCAACAGCCUCAGUCAAGCGUUAUUGCUAACAAAAUUUAGCUUUCGACCUGUACGCGUGUGCCCCGCAGCGGAGCUUGUUUAGCAUGUCGUAGCGUCUACCUGUCAUUGCUAAUGCUGUCACCGUUUCAGGGCAACCGAGACAUUGUGGACUAACACCGUCACGAGAAGAAUUUCUUAGGCCUUACCCAACGCUGCGAUAGCGGGCGGUUUGCUGAUGUGAGAGGAGAGGAAGUUCGUCAGGCAGGCAGGCAGCCAUCUAUGGCUAUGAAAAAGCUCGCGUCUUUCUCUCGGCACUAUCCGACAGGCAGGCCGCGCUGGGCCGUCUGCUCGACCGAAGCGAACACCGGUUCAACGAAUAACACUGUCAAUCGAACAACAGCUCAUAGUAGAUACAUACACGUCUGUAGUCGUCAUCGGGUCUGAGAGGGCAGAACAAGAAGAAAACAAGAGAUGAAAGAAGGUAGCCGAGAAACGACAGCAGUGUCAGAGCUCAUGAUGUUACAUGGUACAAAGCAAGUGGCUUAAACGGUCAGACCACUGUUUCGCGCCCGAACAAAGGCCUCGAGACAGGCGGAGCCACGCUUCAUUCAAAAGCGAGUCAGUUGUGACGGGGACUGCAAUAACUACAGCAUCGAAAAACGCAGCCAAUAUAGGCACGUACAUAUGUACAACAGCGGAACCGAACGAACGGCGGCACUAGAUCUGCAUAUUGGCAUACUAUCCAAUAUUUCUACUAUCAUGUGCGUGUUUUGAAUAUAGUUAUUAGCGGAAACACUCGCUGGACGAAACAGGAUCUUGAACAACGUUGAUUAGAUAACAUCUGGUGUAUGACACGCAGUGCUAAAAGUGUGAUAUUAUUAUUCCGAGCAGCUAUGGAGUAAGCCAGUGACGCAUUUGAACUUCCGAAAGAAAGUGUGCAAUUGUCAGUGUUUCGAAUGCGUGUCGUAAGGAUAUCAAUAUAAGCCUUCAUUUAUCACCGUUCACCGGCCUGCUGUAAAUUUAGGUAGAGUGAUCACAUAAAAGGCCUUUUGAUAACUGGCAGGUCGUAAGGGCCCUGGUACUGGAAGGUCUCUACGUCCAGCUACGAAGCAAAACUGCUGUGAAGUAAACGCUGACAUUAUGAGUUACAAUCAAUACGUGAGUGGAGCCGGGUACCCUCAACCCGGAGCUCCGCCACAAGAAACAGCGCCGCCUUACCCAGAGCCGAGCGGCCCUGCACCACUCCCAUACUCAGCCCCACAGGGUGGGCCAAAUUAUCCACCGUCUCAAGGUAUGCCGUAUCCGCUACCAGGAGGUUCUGCUCCAGGAUACUCCCCUUACCAACAGGGUCCAGUUACAUAUCCUCCAUCUUCGGUUGGACCCGGAUAUUCUUCACCUGUGCAACCAGGAUUCGUGCUCCCAGCUCCGGUCGUGCAACAGCCUGGACCCAUGAUUCCGGGAAGUAUGUCAGGCGUUCCUCCUGGCCUUGAGUAUCUGACAGCCGUAGACCAAUUGAUUAUCAAACAAAAGGUUGAACUGCUUGAAGCAGUUGUUGGUUUUGAGACGAACAACAAAUAUUCGAUUAAGAACUCGAUGGGCCAAAAAGUCUAUGAAGCUACGGAAAAGAACGACUGCUGUACUCGAAUGAUCUGUGGAUCAGUCCGCAGUUUCGACAUGAAAAUUAAAAAUCUACAGGGUAAUGAGGUAAUGCAUCUGUACCGGCCUCUCCGCUGCACGUCAUGUUUCUGUCCGUGUUUCCUUCAGGAGAUCGAGGUACAGGCACCUCCAGGCAUCGUGAUUGGAUCCGUCAGACAGGAAUGGUCUAUCCUUUUCCCAAAAUUUACUGUCCGUGACGCCCAAGACAACGUUAUCUUUCGCAUCGAAGGACCACUAUGCACAGCUAGUAUUUGUGGCGACGUCGAAUUCGAGGUGAUUUCAGCGCAGACGGGCCAAAAUGUCGGUAAAAUCUCGAAGCAGUGGUCAGGCCUGUUACGCGAAGCAUUCACUGAUUCAGACAACUUUGGUAUCUCGUUCCCUCUCGAUUUGCAUGUCCACGUCAAGGCAUCAUUAAUGGCAGCCGCUUUUCUAAUCGACUUCAUGUUCUUUGAAAAAUCGAAUAACAAGGAGGAAGACCGACCUGGAAUGUUUGAUUAACUUCAUUUGAAUUGGGUAAAAUUCCCAUUAGAUAAGGUUUUUUCGAGCCGAGAAUCUGAAAUAGACUAAAUCAACUUUCUUUUAGAUAAAUGAGUAGAAAGAAAAACAUACUGCGACUGUUAUUAUACACAAACCGCAGCUGAAAUUAAAAUGUACUAAGAUUCCGUCUUCUGUUUUCAACGAUGCAGAGACCAUAUUUACUUGUGGAUGUGUACAAGCGUAGAAGUAGCGGCAAACAAACCAACAACCAGACACAAAAAGACCAAUACAGAAUAUUGGUAAUGUUAAACUAUUACAAUUUGAUUGAAAAGCGUACACGGCAGGAACAUUGAAAUGAAGGUGUAUGAAUAUGUGAAAUAGUAGGAAUAAGGGAUAACAGGAGAAGAUGAUGUUAUGGCUAGGUUAAGUGUGACAUUUAUCUCUGCGUAGGUGGCAUUCUCAAGCUUGCUGUGCAAUCGAAAAGACUUCAAUAUUAUGAGUUUGUCACCAUUUUCAGUCAUUGGACCGAAGGUCAGCUAGUAGCUGGCUACUUCGAACGAUAAUAGCAUAAUCUUCAUUCGAGUAGAUGAUGUUAUCAUUUAUGAGUCGUGUUUAAUAACAUAACCAGCUAAACGUAAGGUCUGCCCGGUCACGCUGCGAAUGGAUCUAGUAACUUUGAGCGUUGAGAUAAUGGGCAUAUAAAUACACAGACACAUUGAAAAUGUUACGACGCGAGAUAUGUAGACAAUUAAAAUCCUAUUUAAUGUCUAAUAGGAAUCAGCGAGAUAAGCAUUGCUGUAUUUCAUUUGUUCGAUUCGGUAAAUGGUCUACGGGCAGGGAAAUUCAACUUAUGCCUUAGAAAGAGAAGUGACUACUUAAGCACAGGUAGUUCCUUCGACAAGUGCUGCCUAGUAGCCAGUCGAUAAAACAACUCUAUUUAUUACUCAAAAAUCUAAAAUUAUAUUUAUACACUGACCAAAAAUUGCAUGAAGAUAUGUCGUAUGUGCCGUCUUUCAUCAAGUACAACAGUACAGAUUUAUUGACACUGCUGGUGUACGUAAGAAAAUAAGAUACUACGGAUCCUGUCUUGAAUCCGUAGUAUCUUGCUAUACUAUAACAUCUAUGGCAUCUUACUGUGGUGCGAAUUCCGUUUUAAGGUGUUUUAAGGGAACCACUCCUAUGCGUCGAGCAGUAGAUGGAUGGCAAGGGACGAUUUCCCGACACAAAGGACCGCCGUUAAGCUCUUCGAGUCGCGGUUACCGCUGUCCAUUUAUGCGCUUGUAUGUAUAUGAGUACGUGCGCAUGUGAUCCUUCAUAACAAUGAUAUCGCGGAAUAUCUCAUUGUAGCUAAUUAAAUUUAGAAUGGGAAGAGCAUCUUGUUUUCGAUUUGUUUCUGUGUUGUACUCUAACAUGUAUUGUAUAUCACGAUAUUGUUAAGGGGUGAAUCUUAAUGUCGUGCACUUUGUGGCAAUCUAUAGUACAGACGAGCAAAAUUAUUCCGUCGGUAUAAAAAAAAAAAAAGAAUUAUUCUUUCUCUUAGGUUAGUGUUACCUUUCAGACUGGCACACAUGGCAAGUCUUUCGACAGAGUAUCACAGCGUACGAGGGUAACACAUAUCAAAACAUAUCAGACAAUGCAUCGCGGCUUUUUCCACAAAAUUUCCUUUAUAUUUCAUGUAUAAUUUCAUAUACAUCUAUUCGAUUGACUCGUUUGUACUACUAAGUCGGUGUUUGUUUAUAAUUUAAUCAAUACGGUGGCAGCGAUAUCUUAGCAUAGGUUCUAGGAGGUGCGUUCAUAGAUUAUGUGUGGCACCAGAAAAAAAAGCCUAUCUUGUCUCGAACAAAGCAGCAGACUUAUUAUGCGGAGGCUGAAGAUUUCUCUUAAGGUUAUGAACCUAAAUCAGCCAAUAGCAAAUGUUUUUGUGUCGGACCCUACCGGAGCGGCAAACCCUUUUCGUUAUGUGAACUCGACAGUUUAUCUUAUAAAGACGAAAUUACUUAAUAUAUACGACGAGGUUUAUAUAUACCUCAACGUGUCCAAUACGAAUCUUCCUAAUAACACAGGCUUCUUCAAACACUUUAUCCAAAUAUCUGCUCACAUUUAGAUAUAGUUUAUGUAUGAAUAGACGAAAUUGAAAUAAUCCUAAUAUAACGUUGUCAUCCUGUAAAAUAUAAUUAAGUGGAGUAGAUAAAAAGGUAAGGUCCAUAAAAUUUUUAUUUAUUUAUUGAAUAAUGCAUGGGGUGUUCGAUAAUGGGUGAGCAUCGAUUGUGCUUAAUAUGUCAUCAGACGAAUCUGAUAAUUUCACCUUAGGGUUAGUCUGUGUACAUCGAAUUUAUAUAUAGCCGAUGUACGCAGCUAUCUGUAUUAUACACAGUAAUGAACAAUCGUACAUUUACCACACAUGGUAGACUCUGGUAAACUUGUUUGGCGUUCCUUUAAUUACCUGACUGCUGAAGAAUAUGCGUUUAUUUUGAUUACAGCCUCAAGCCACAAUACCAUAACUAUGCUGGUUAUGAUGAUAAUGUAAUUGAAGGAAGUCUAAAUAAACCGAAAAAAAGCUUGAAUAAACCGAAUUAUCGAGAAAUGAAUCGUGAGUAAUGUUU
Varroa destructor (honeybee mite) is the source of this 5766-nucleotide messenger RNA. RefSeq names its product phospholipid scramblase 1 (gene scramb1). Gene Ontology annotation, biological process: plasma membrane phospholipid scrambling. The record is from RefSeq and is a predicted model, not a curated record. Gene Ontology annotation, cellular component: plasma membrane. NCBI's taxonomy places the organism in Eukaryota, Metazoa, Arthropoda, Arachnida, Mesostigmata, Varroidae. Gene Ontology annotation, molecular function: phospholipid scramblase activity.